UGGUGCCGCUCGGUGUCGCUGUGCGUGUGCGUGUCUGUGGGGUGUGUGUGUGUGAGCAGCUGCUCGUCGCCGAGCGGGUGCGCGGGAGGGUCGCUCGGUGGCCGCUCUGAAGAGGCCAAAGAAUGGCGCGGAAAGUGAUGUACCCAUUAUAUCAGUUUGGAAACCCUCAACUUAGAAUAUUUCGAACAAACUUCUUUAUGACCCUCGUGAGACCUGGAAAGGAGCAACCGGAGGAUACAGUGCAGUUCAGAAUUCCCAUUGAGAUGACAAAAUAUGACGUGAAAAACUACUUGCAGAGCAUUUAUGACGUUCCUGUGGCCACCGUGAGGACCCGAAUACAGUACUGCACCAACAAAAAGAGAAAUCACAUGAAUCAGAGAGUGAAGCGUCCUGAUUACAAAGUGGCUUACGUUCAAUUGACCCAGGGUCAGACUUUCAGUUUCCCAGAUCUCUUCCCUCAAAAGGAUCCAACUCCUGAACCGGGCUCCAUGGAAGAAAUCCAACAGAAGUUCAUGGAGGAAGAGAGGCAGAAGCAUAUAUCAGACCCACGAAGAGGAGACGUCACCAACUGGUUUGGACUUUAAGACAAAACGUUUUGUUUUUCACAUCUUAAUUUAAGAGGGGGGUGCGGAAUGGGAGAUUGUUUUGCAGAUUGCAGCGGGCCGGUUCUCUCACUAAACGAAGCAGACAACACUUGUGUUUUGAAGGAAUUUCAGCCCCGUAAGGUUUAAGACUUCCUCAUGCAGUUCACCUCAAGGGCACCCCCCUGUGGACGUUUGUCUAUCUUGUGCAAUGUUUACUGAGCCAGAGCUGUCCUUCACCAAGUAAUUCAAGCGGCCCUUGUCACACAGCGGCCCGAGACAGGUUUGUUACUUCAUUUAAUUGGUUUCCAGUUAUCAGGCGAAUCACUGAGGAUUGAUCAACCAGGAUUGAGAGAGCAGCGUUAUGUUGGGGCCCUUCAACAUAGGAAUAUAUGUGUUCCCUGUUGCCCUCUUCCCGUCCUCUCCCCCCCCCCCCCCGUCCUCAGCCUGGGUUAAUCUAUUAAAAACGUAUACCAAACGUGGUGGGGGGGCAGAGAAAGAAUGGCAAUAAAGCGUUCUAACCAGGAUCAUGCCUGCCGUGGAAUUUAUUGGGUUGCUGUGUACACUGUGUUUUUGAUGGAGAGUCAAUAAAAUGGCAUCUAAACUA
Molecule: messenger RNA, 1188 nt
Organism: Callorhinchus milii (elephant shark)
Lineage: Eukaryota; Metazoa; Chordata; Chondrichthyes; Chimaeriformes; Callorhinchidae
Gene: mrpl23
Product: mitochondrial ribosomal protein L23
Exons: 5
Coding region: 123-584 (153 amino acids)
Biological process (GO): mitochondrial translation
Cellular component (GO): ribosome; mitochondrial large ribosomal subunit
Molecular function (GO): structural constituent of ribosome
Source: RefSeq, a predicted model, not a curated record